UUUAAUUAUGGAACUAAAUUAGAAGCAACGAAAGAGAUCGUCGGCGUCGCGAUUCAUUCAUCGAUCGAGAAGAUGAAGGCGAAGAGCUUCGCGUUGUUUGCUCGCCGCGGUCCCUUCCCGUUCAGCUCCACAUCCCAUCCCCGUCCCACUAUUAUGUAUUCCACCGAGCACGAAGAUGAUUCACCGGGGGUCGUAGAGAAGGCGAGAUCGACGGCCGAGGAGUUCUUACGACAAGCCAAAGAGAAAUCAGAUUCUGUCGGGGAGAAGGCGAAGGACGCCAAGGAAGGAGUUGUGAAAGGAACUCAGGAACAGAAGGAGAAGUUGACGAGCAAAAUGGACAGCUACGAUAAGUUUGGCAAGGAUUAGGAAUGGUUUGAGAUCAUGUAUUCGUGUACUGAGUAGUGGUAUGGUUUGUGCUAGUUAGAGUUCAGACCUUUCACUUUUGGGGUAGUCUAGUUAGUAAUAAGUUGAAGAAGUGCUAAAUGGUAAGUUGAUUGUGGUUGGACAUUAGGCGUUACUGGAGGGGUUCAAAGUACUACCCUAGAAUUAACGUGUAGAAUAAGCACCUACUGAAUUACCAAAGAAAACAGGACAGAGCUUAAAGCAGUAAACUCACAGACAUCUUCAAGAAACAGAUGGAACUUUGAUGUCUAAUAAAACGUUGAUUGGCUUGUUACCCUUUGCAGAUAAUUAUGCAUGGCUUAAAAGUUUAUCU
Molecule: messenger RNA, 715 nt
Organism: Zingiber officinale
Lineage: Eukaryota; Viridiplantae; Streptophyta; Magnoliopsida; Zingiberales; Zingiberaceae
Exons: 2
Coding region: 73-366 (97 amino acids)
Source: RefSeq, a predicted model, not a curated record